AUGCAGGAGACCAAAAAUAUCAUUACACAGCCUCCGAUACAGAUGAAACAAGAAAUUCCUCCUACAUCUCGAAUUGAACCACAAGUUCCUCAAGGGCCACCUGUUUCCCGAGUGGAACCUGUUGCAAAGGCUAAUGUUAUGCAGAUUGAAGAGCCAAAACCAAUGGUUACUCCAGAUAUGUGGAGCUGUUUGUAUUUUGUUGCUCCAGUGAAUAGGUUUUACAUGUCAAUUCCUUUAGACGAUGAAUACGAGUCGUUUUGGGAAAACCAAUGUAAUGAAUAUGAUUGUUUGUGA
This is a messenger RNA of Trichomonas vaginalis G3, 294 nucleotides long. RefSeq lists its product as uncharacterized. The transcript has a single exon. The record is from RefSeq and is a predicted model, not a curated record. The coding region runs from base 1 to 294 and encodes 97 amino acids. Lineage: Eukaryota; Parabasalia; Trichomonadida; Trichomonadidae.